UAAAAAUGGACGCCGCAAACACGCACACGCUCGGUGGUGGUGGUGGUGGUGCUAUUGGCAGUGGAGUGCCAGGCGGGGCCACCGGUUCAAGUCCUCAGCAGUUCUGCCUUCGGUGGCACAACCAUCAGGCAAGCCUACUGAGCUCGCUGCCGGUGCUGCUCGAUCAGUCCCACCUGACGGACGUCACGCUGAUGGCGGAGGGCCAGAAGAUCAAGGCGCACCGGGUGGUGCUGAGCGCCUGCAGCACCUUCUUCUCGGAGCUGUUCCGCACGCUGGACGGCGCCCAGUACCCGGUGGUGGUGCUGCCGGGCGCGUCCUACCACGCCGUGGCCGCCCUCAUCACCUUCAUGUACUCGGGCGAGGUGAACGUGUACGAGGCGCAGAUCGCCGUUCUGCUGUCGCUGGCCGAAACUCUCGGCAUCAAGGGACUGGCCGACUUCAACGGUAACCCAAACAAAUCGACCACACCGUCGACGGAGGCCUCCUCAUCGCGGGACUCGGAUGUGCCGUCGCCUUACCACACGAUGAAGGUGUGCUCCCCGGACGAUAGCUUCUUCCCCCGAUCGGCCUACCCGUUCGGAGCGCCGAUGUUCCCGCAGGCCCUCAACCUGGCGACGAACACCGGCACCAACGGGUGCCCGACGCCGGCCCACGCCAACAGCCACCAGCAACCGCCCAGCAGUGGCCACGCCAGCGAGCCACACCCACCGAGUAACGGGAGUAACGCCAGGAGCUUGGUGAAUCACGUCACCGGCGGCCCGAAGCCGAGUGUCCCCACGUGCGAUCUGUUCGGACGCUUCGGGCACGCGGAACGAAACGAGCUGCUGUCGGCGGAAGCCAUGUGGAAGAUGAACGCCGAACUGAAUCACCUCGCCGAGGAUGCGCUGGCCAAGGAGAAACAGUUUCAGGCGCACCGAUCGAGCACACCGAUCCGCCUGCAGCACCACCACCAGCAGCAGCAGCUCGACGUCACGCCCGGUCGUUCGGUGCUCCAGGAGUUCGGACCGGCCGGAAGUGACGGCUCGAAAGACUGUAAGCUCGCCAACGGGCCCCUGCUGCUGGAGCAGGUGAAGCUGAAGGAGGAAGACAUGUCCGACACGUCCGCCCAACCGCUGGGCCAGUCCUACGGGUCCGUGCCGUCGACGCCGACGCCUCAAACGCCCGGCCUUGACGAGGCCGGGCGUGGUGGCCACUCGCACCCGCCGCCGGCCCGGAAGUCGCAGAGUGCCGCGGAAAACGCUGCCAGCAGCAAGAGGAAAAAGAUUGAGAAAAUCGCGGAAAGCCUACGGUCGCAGACGGGCUCCGCGCUGCUGCCGAUGCAGCUGUUCAGCAAGCCGCCCACGGUGACGCCGGUCAGCAGCACCACGAACCCGUACCUGGCGCACCACUUCCUCACCAACGAGAGCGCCUCGAAGACGCCGGAAAACUUUAGCCUCGAGUCCUCGCACCCGAACGCGGCCUCGAACACGAACACGCGGGGCUCGCCGGCCGCCACCACGCCGAUAGCGACGGCCUCGUCGCCCUCCACGCCCGGCUCGCUGCAUCCGCUGGCCCCGUCGCCCGGCACCGGUGGUUCCGCCUCAUCGCACAACGAGCAGCUCAUCAAAAGUCUCCACAUCGCGUCCCAGGCGCAGGUGGCCAACAGUCUCGCGUCCGUCACCCAGCAGCCACACCAGCAGCAGCAACAGCAACAGCAACAGCAGCGGCCACCUUCGUCCAAGCUGUACGCCAUGUGUGGCAUCUGCAACAAGCAGCUGAGCAAUCAGUACAACCUGCGCGUGCAUUUGGAGACACACCAGAACGUGAGGUACGCCUGCCAGGUGUGUUCGCACGUUUCGCGGAGUAAGGAUGCACUGCGGAAACACGUCUCGUACCGCCACCCGGGAACCCCCAGCCCGUGCGAUCCGGAAACGAAGCGCAAGCGCGCCAAGGCCAACUCCUACAGUCAGAUGGCCAAACAGGACGGAGCGCUGACCGAGCUGCAGCAACAGCAGCAGCAGCAAGCAAGCAACCUACUCGCCAACCUCACAUCCCAGGGCGGAGCCAUUCCGCUGCCGACGUUACUGCAGGCGGCCUCCCUGCAGUCGGCCAUCGCGGCCCAGCAGAAGUCGGCGGCCCUGCUCUUCAAUCAAACGGCGCUGGCAUCGGUGGCCACGGCCAACCCAUCGCCGGCCACCACAGCGGAACCGCUGGGAUCGGCAGCGAAGCGCACGCCGGCGAGCGACAAUUCCGGUGCGACGAAGGCAGAUGACCCCGAGCCCAAGCCGGAACCGGUGGACGAUGAGCCGGUUGAGCCGGUGGCGGGCGUGCAGAAAUCCGACAAAGACAUUUAAGGAGGGAACGGAACCUGGAAGAAGAACCAAAAGACCAAGCCCCAAACCGAACCGAAGCGCGGGACGGUUGUGGCCGCGGGCAGCGCGCGGGCUGGAAUUAUUUCACUGAAAAAGACAUUAGGUUAACGAGUAAACAUUAUGUUGUAACACUAGCUCCAAUUUGUUAGGGCGACGGGCGACGACGAACAGGACACCGAGACCCGCUCGGACACAUUUCGUGUAGGCCGCUUUUAUUUUUGCUCUCUUUGCGCCGAUUAGAAGCCAUUUUUUUUGUGUCCUGUGUAAUAUUUUGCUACCAUUUCGACGACUCAUUACGUUCGUUCCUUUACUUAAUCUUGUUCCCUAGCUGUGAUAGUAAGACAUUAUUUUGUAUAGACCCGCAGCGUCCGAGCAGGAGCGACGAACCACGAUCGGCCGCGCACAGACACAGCCCCUUCACAGUACAUUGCGUCCAGUUUGUUGCGAAACCGUACGAAACCUUGCUCACUCAAUCCUUCGGAAAUCCGGCCACCGUCGCCGCAGAUUGUGCCUUAAUGGGUCGGGGCGAAGCGAGCGCCUUUGGUUUCACUACUAAUAGUUACUACUACCUCACGAUACCCGCGACGACCCACUUGACCGACACGCACGCAUAGGUUUGACCAUAUUACGACGACAGUACACACCACACGCCUCAUCAGCUGCGCUGGUAGAGGUCACUCGCGCUGAACACUUGAAAAGACAUCUCCAUCCCUUGUGAGAGUAAAUUAUUUCCCUAGUUUUUUGUGUAUUUAGUUCUCAUAGUUUGUAGCAGUAUGAUUUUAAGCAAGUGAGCCCGCCCUGGGGGUCCUCGAAAAUCGUUUGUUUUACUUUCUUCUAGUCUUUGCCGUUGCCCUCCCUGUUCUUGGUUUUCUCUCGGUGGUUCGGGGCCCACCGGAAACGGUGGCGGCCCUAGGCGGCCUGGAGGGUGGACUGGUUGUUGUGGUAAACGGGGCAGAGAGUUUAUGAAACGAACCGGAAACUUAAGAAAAGACAAAACCUACACGUAUAAGCGAAUAACUAGCCUAAUCGAACCCAAGUUAUACCAACUUGUACUAUAGAAAUAUAGCGUUUCCUCGCCUCCCCCCCGGUGGAAGACAGGAAGCGAACUACUGUUAGACAAAUGUUUUAAUGUUACCACCACGAGCGUACGAAAGAUGUAAACACGAACCAGAGCGAGGCGGAGGAGACCGUUUGGUCCGUUUUUGGUUCUAUUCAACGAAA
Anopheles bellator is the source of this 3572-nucleotide messenger RNA. Its product is annotated as broad-complex core protein isoforms 1/2/3/4/5. Gene Ontology annotation, molecular function: protein binding. Gene Ontology annotation, biological process: regulation of transcription by RNA polymerase II. The transcript has 5 exons. The record is from RefSeq and is a predicted model, not a curated record. Gene Ontology annotation, cellular component: nucleus. Bases 6 to 2333 code for a protein of 775 amino acids. Lineage: Eukaryota; Metazoa; Arthropoda; Insecta; Diptera; Culicidae.